Molecule: messenger RNA, 2037 nt
Organism: Ostrinia nubilalis (European corn borer)
Lineage: Eukaryota; Metazoa; Arthropoda; Insecta; Lepidoptera; Crambidae
Gene: nhr
Product: nuclear receptor subfamily 2 group C member 1-A
Exons: 12
Coding region: 186-1637 (483 amino acids)
Biological process (GO): cell differentiation; regulation of transcription by RNA polymerase II; anatomical structure development
Molecular function (GO): nuclear receptor activity; RNA polymerase II cis-regulatory region sequence-specific DNA binding; zinc ion binding
Source: RefSeq, a predicted model, not a curated record
CGAUUUACAAACAUGUCAUUUUAUUUGCAUUCUUUCAUUUUUUGUUCAAGUUGUAAAGCAAAAUUGUGUUUUUAAACCAAAUGAAUGGAUAAAAUACUACGUGUGUUGUUAUCUUACAUUCUACGGACUAUAAGUUUUAGUUGUAUAUAAUUUUUAGCUAUAUAAAUUAGUUAUAAGUUUCUAAGAUGGAUGGUCAAGACCAGAUGGAGCUCAAAUACAGUGCUGGGGCAGAAGUAGGUGGUUUAGAGCUGUGUAUAGUCUGUGGGGACCGAGCCUCAGGGAGACACUAUGGUGCCAUCAGCUGUGAAGGUUGCAAAGGAUUUUUCAAACGCUCCAUACGGAAGAAGCUCGGCUACCAGUGCAGGGGCAGCAUGAACUGUGAAGUGACGAAGCACCACCGUAACCGAUGCCAGUACUGUCGCCUGCAGAAGUGCCUGGCCUGCGGGAUGAGGAGUGACUCGGUCCAGCAUGAGCGGAAGCCGAUCGUGGACAAGUCGAAAGGCGAGCAACGGGACGGGGGCAUGCAUGAACGACAGGCUGCGUAUUCCAAGCUGCUGGGACUGGCGGGACAAGCACAGGCUGCACAGAUAAAUCCAAAAGAAGAGCCCAGCGACGCUUUCGGCGCGGUUUCCCCCGCGGCGCCCGCGAUAAACUUCGCGUUGGCCGCCGCCGUCGCCUUCAACAAAGGGAAUCCUGUGUCUCCCUACCUAAACGCGGGCAGCGCGAGCGACAUCGAAGGCGCUCGGCGUCAGCAACUGAUGCUGCAGACGCAGCUCGCCAAGAAUCUCUUCAAGAUGGGGCAGUUUGGUGCAAUAAACGAAUAUUUACAGUCGGCAUACGGCGCCACGCCACCCGAGGUGCCGUUGUCGCUACACGCCGCCGCCGACACGCAGCAAGUUGAAGAGCCGGACUCAAGCAUCCUAAGUACAGCGGAGUCCCUCACACUCUCGCUACCGCUGCCCGCGCCCGCGCCGCCGCAUCUGCGUUUGCACGCCGCGUGCGAGGCGGGCGCGCGCCUGCUGGCCGCCAACGCGCGCUGGCUGCGCGCCGUGCCCCACGCGGCACACCUGCCGUUCGAGAUCCAAGUGACCCUAUUCAAGAAGUGCUGGCCGGAACUCUUCGUGCUGGGUCUGGCACGUCUAGCUGGAGCCCUGGCGCUGCCGGCGCUGCUGCCUCAGUUGGUAGCGCAUCUUCAAGCUGAACUGCGAUCGCGUGCCGGCGCCCCACGCCGCCAGCCUGACCCGCCGCAGCCCGAGAUCACAGUAGCAGACUAUUCGGACGAACGCAUAGCGGAGAUCAGCAGCACUUUAACGCGUCUACAGCAGUUCCUGGGCACGCUUGAACAGUUGCGCGUGAGCGAGCGGGAACACGCGCACCUUCGCGCGCUUUGUCUGUUCUCGCCUGAUGGCGUGCCAGAUUUCUUAACCCGCAAGAUGCAGGAAUACCAGGCCAAAGUCCUGCGCUCCCUCAAGGCGUGUUGCCAGCCUGAAGAAGAACGCCUGGCCACCUUAUUACUGCAGCUGCCUGUGCUAAGGACCUUCACUGGACCAUUCCUGGAGGAUGUGUUCUUUGUAGGGUUCUUGGGUGACGUCAGCAUUGAUGACGCCAUCCCGUAUCUGUUGAACGCUGAGCGCUGAUGUGCAGUUAAUAACUACGAGAAACUUGGUGCUUGAAAAAAAUAUUGACUAUUUUUUUAUUCUAUAAGUAUAAUUUUAUGCUCUUUCGUUAGAAUUGACACGAAUUGACUGAGCCAAUGGAACGAAUGACAACACAUUUGAUACAACAUUCUCAUUCACUCAUUCAGUACGUACCAAAUUUAACGAAAAUUUAAAUUGUGCCUUAAUUCCAAGGCAAACUUACUUCCAUUUAAAUUGUUAUAUUAAUUUAGGUUAAACCUUAUAAGUUUAAAAUUAAUAGCUUUAUUCCGAUGACAUGAUACAUCAAAUUUAAUAUCACUAUACUGUAUCAAAGAAUAUUCACUGCCACAGAAUUUACUAGCAAACGUUUAGAACCAAUGCAGUCCAAGUUCACUCAACA